CGUGUUCCACCCUCACACAUCAACGGCAUCGUGCAAAUAAACAUACACGCGCGCACACACGCGUACGCACGUUUCUGCAACCCUCUAUUUUUGUGUGUGUGUGUGUGUGCACCGGGAACCGGGCGCCUCAUAAACGGUCGUGGAUUAUGAUGCCAGCGGACUAUCGGCCUCUCCUUCGGCUCCAGCUGUGAAAAUAGAACCGAAAUCGCAUGCUUGUCUCUCUCUCUCUCCUCCCUCUCUCCUCUCUCUCUCUCUCCAGUUUUAUUUGUAAUUUGGUUCCCGGUUACUUCUGAGCACCGAUAGACCGCCGAGACGCAAAGAACACGUUCAAUGCCGGUGGAACAUGUCCUAUGUUCCCUUUCAAGAUGCAAGGUGUGCCGUCCCCCCCUCCUACCAUCAUCACCAUCACCGCGCCCUGGCCCGCUCCUUCCAGGCUCCCUCCUACAACCGUCCCGCCUACGACCGGGCCUCCAGCGACCAUCCCGCCUACGACCGCCCCCCCCUCAGCCGCCCCCCCCUCAGCCGCCCCUCCUUCAGCCGUCCCUCCUUCAGCCGUCCCUCCUUCGACCGCCCCUCCUUUGACCGUCCUUCCUUCGACCGUCCCUCCUUCAAGCUUCCCUCACACGAGCGCCCCAUCUACGAGCGCCCCGUCCACGAGCGCCCCCCCCAGGACCAGUGGAACCCCCAUCUCAGUGUGAACGCCGGAAAUCCGAUCUACAUGUUGGACCAGGAGGAGGUACACCCUUUGCUGAUGCGCGAGAGGCGCUCGGAGUCUCACAGGAACAAGCUACUGCGGCGGACAGUCAGCGUUCCUGUGGAGGGCAGGCACCAUCCCGAGAUGGACCAUCGCGCCCGGCGGAAGAGCAUAGCCACUGGGAAGCAGCCCAGCAUGGAGGUCCCUCCCACUGCCCCAAUUCAACCCUUCCGACAAUCCAGUUUCCUCAGCAGAAGGUUGAAGGGCUCGAUCAAGAGGGCAAAGAGUCAGCCCAAACUGGACCGAACCAGCAGUUUCCGCCACAUGAUCCUCCCCCGCUUCCGCAGUGCCGACCAGGACAGGACCCGUUUGAUGCAGAGCUUCAAAGAGUCCCACUCCCACGAGUCCCUGCUGUCCCCCAGCAGCGCCGCCGAGGCGCUGGACCUCACCCUGGACGAGGACGCCAUCAUCAAACCCGUCCACUCCAGCAUCCUGGGACAAGAGUACUGCUUCGAGGUGACCACGGCGUCGGGAACCAAGUGCUUUGCGUGUCGCUCGGCCGCAGAGAGAGACAAAUGGAUCGAGAACCUGCAGAGAGCUGUCAAGCCCAACAAGGACAACAGCCGAAGGGUGGACAACGUGCUCAAACUGUGGAUCAUCGAGGCCCGCGAGCUUCCAGCCAAGAAGCGCUACUACUGCGAGCUGUGCCUGGACGACAUGCUGUACGCGCGCACCACCAGCAAGCCCCGCACGGACACCGUGUUCUGGGGCGAGCACUUCGAAUUCAACAACCUGCCAGCCGUCCGCAACCUGCGCCUUCACCUGUACAAGGAGACGGACAAGAAGAGACGCAAGGAAAAGAGCACAUACUUGGGGCUCGUCAGCAUCCCCAUCUCGAGCAUCACCGGGCGUCAGUUUGUGGAGCAGUGGUACCCGGUCAUCCAGCCCAGCGUGCUCACUAAGGGAGCUGGAGGCGGCGGGGGGAAGAUCAUCAACGCAUCCCUGCGCCUCAAGUCCCGCUUCCAGACCAUGAACAUCCUUCCCAUGGAGCUGUACAAGGAGUUCGCGGAGUACGUCACCAAUAACUACCGCACCCUGUGUGCUGUGCUGGAGCCCGUGCUCAGCGUCAAGAGCAAAGAGGAAGUGGCCUGCGCGUUGGUGCACAUUCUGCAAAGCACCGGGAAAGCAAAGGACUUCCUGUCAGACAUGGCGAUGUGCGAGGUCGACCGAUUCAUGGACCGAGAGCACCUCAUAUUCAGAGAGAACACUCUGGCCACGAAAGCCAUAGAAGAGUACCUCAAGCUGAUCGGACACAAGUACCUCAAGGACGCCAUAGGGGAGUUCAUAAGGGCCUUGUAUGAGUCAGAGGAAAAUUGCGAAGUGGACCCCAUGAGAACCCCCCCCUCCGUGCUCCCAGACCACCAAGCCAAUCUCCGCAUGUGCUGCGAGCUGGCGCUCUGCAAGAUCGUCAACUCCCAUUGCGUGUUCCCUCGAGAGCUGAAGGAGGUCUUUGCCUCCUGGCGAGUGCGCUGCGCCGAGAGAGGCCGGGAAGACAUCGCCGACCGGCUCAUCAGCGGCUCCCUCUUCCUGCGCUUCCUGUGUCCGGCCAUCAUGUCCCCCUCGCUCUUCAACCUCACGCAGGAGUACCCCGACGAGCAGACGUCCCGCACGCUCACCCUCAUCGCCAAAGUGGUGCAGAACCUGGCGAACUUCUCCAAGUUUGGCAAUAAAGAGGACUACAUGUGUUUCAUGAACGAGUUUUUGGAGAUGGAGUGGGGCUCCAUGCAGCAGUUCCUCUACGAGAUCUCCAACCUCGACAGCGUCAGCAACGCGGGCGGCUUCGAGGGCUACAUCGACCUGGGCAGGGAGCUGUCCAUCCUCCACAGUCUCCUCUGGGAGGUCAUCGCUCAGCUCAGCAAGCAAAACUCAGCCAAAAUGGUUUUCUUUGAACCACAGGAUGCCAUCAUCAAACUGGGUCCUUUGCCCCGCCUCCUGAAUGACAUCAGCAUGGCCCUGCGCAACCCGCACCUGCAGAGGCAGCCCAGCCACCAGACCGACCGGGUGCAGGAGAGGCAGGCAGACAGGCUGCUGUCACGGCCGAGCUUCAACAGGGGAAUAUCCUCCGAGUUCCAAAAUCUCAUGAUGAGGGAUCUAAAUAGCUCUAUAGAUAUCACUCGCUUGCCUUCCCCCACCUCCACCGGAGGGGUCAUGCCAUCCCGCUCCCAGAUGAAUUUUCAGGACCGCGACCACCUCCAACGAGCGUCCUCCAAAGACAUGUUUUACGUAUCGCGCCCUCCCCUGGCCCGAUCCAGCCCGGCCUACUGCACGAGCAGCUCGGACAUCACGGAACCAGACCCUAAGGCCUCCAUCGCCGGCAUGGGCAGCUUCGGAGGGCUGAGCAGCGGAGGCGGUGGCGGCCUGGGGUCGGGCCUGAGCAGCCAGCUGCGGGCCGGUGGGAGGUUGUCAGCUGGCUCUGGCGGCUCCAGCAUGUCCGGCGGCCUUCGGCUGAGCCAGCUGAGCCAGAUGGGCAACACCACCGACUCGCUAUCCCAGCAGCAGCAACAGCAGGCCGCCGCCAUGCGCUACCCGCUUUCCUUCCAGAAUCCCCUCUUUCACCUGGCGACCGCGGACGGGCCUCAGCAGCAACAGCUUCACCACCAGCACAGCCGGGCCCAACCUCCGGCGCCACUGCUGCUGACCCCGGAGCCCGACCCCUCUCACCCGACCUACAUGCCGCAGUUCGCCCACGGGGGGUUCUCUCGCAGCGAGGACCUGUCCACCCUCAGGACCAGGGACGGUCACCUGGGACAGCCGAGCAUCAUCCACUCCCACAGCUACAGCGACGACUACAGCCGGGCCGAGUACGGACGCCGGCAGACGUCCAUGAACAUGCAGGAUAACCUCCAACAGCAACAACAAAUGAUGGGCAUGACCUCCCAGACAGGAACCUCCCACUCCUCGCUGGCCGCCACGCCCCCCUCCACGGUCCUACCCGUGCGCCAGAGUUCAGUUGCCCCGCCCCCGCCUCGCGUCAAGUCCCAGACGUCCCACCAGCUGUCCGUCAGCGCUGCCGCCGCGCCGGCCGCUCUGGCCAAGACGCGACCGCCGAGCGCCAACCUCCUCCAGUCGCCGGAGUCCGGCUACGGCGGCAGGCAGCACGGGGCGCGGCAGCUGUCGGUCAAAGACAACACGGCCCCGGGCCUCCCCCACCAGCAGAGCUCCGCCAGGGAGAGCCAGAGUCCGCAGGGGACCACCGGUCAGAGCGCUCAGCAGUCGCCGCAGCAACAGGCUCAGCAGCACCUCCUCAAACCCAGCAUGAGCAAACAGGGCUCCCAGACUCCGUCCACGCUGAAUCCUCCGACCCCGGCCAACGAGCGCACGGUGGCCUGGGUCUCCAACAUGCCUCACCUGUCGGCCGACAUUGAAAGUUCGCGGAUUGACCGAGAGGAGUUCAAGCUGAAGGAGUACUCGAAGAGCAUGGACGAGUCGCGCAUGGACAGGGUAAAGGAGUAUGAGGAAGAGAUCAACUCCCUGAAGGACCGCCUGGUGAUGUCCCACAAGAAGCUGGAGGAAUAUGAGCGGAGGCUCCUCACGCAGGAGCAGCAGACCAAUAAGAUCCUCCUACAGUACCAGAAUCGACUUGACGACAGUGAGAGGAAGCUACGACAACAGCAAGUGGAGAAAGACUCCCAAAUUAAAGGAAUAAUUAGCAGACUCAUGGCCGUGGAGGAUGAAAUAAGGGGACCGCCCGUGAUUGAGCCCAAAACCAGGAUUUUCGCUGAUCAGGGGAGGCGUCAGUCCAUCCUAGUGCAGCCCCGUCUCGCGCCCGUCCCACCGCGAGUAACCAGCCACUCUCAAAGCUUCAUGGAGGACAAUGUGGAACGUAAUUGGCUGAUGCACCAUCGGCAGUCCGCGGGGUGGCGCGGCCAAAUGUCCAGAGCCCUCUCUCGUGACGCGAUUGGCUGACAAAGGGAGAACUUGGGCCUUUGGUCCCAGUCCCUUUGCUCAAAGGAGGGUGCAGAGCCCCAGCGGACCAUGUAAGGAAAUGCGGGGUUGUGUCUUCUUUUUCUUUUUAUCACUUUUUUUUUACUUAACUUGGGCUCUCUCUCUCUCUCUGAUUUGAGUUUUUUUUUUUUUGGUUAUGUGUUUGGCGCCUCCUUGUUGGAUCUACAUUUUACUUUUAAAAAGGUAGGCUGGACACAUAACAGCAUGCAAAGAACAGCUAUGCAGUCUGAUCCGCAGAACGGAGGGACGCAAAAGGCCGAGGGAGGCGAGAUGCCUGAUAUGAGAGAGGGGGGAGGUUUAUUGUGGGUAAGAUGAAUUUCAAAGGUGCUUGACUUCUCUUAAAAUGUCAGUCAAAGCUGAUUUACUUUUAGGGCAUUUAUUUCUCUUCUUCCCUCUUUCCUUACUCUCUCUCUCUUAUAGUCUUUUUAAAUUACCCUUCGAUUCCUCUUCAUCUACUCAAUCUGUAUCUAUCUAGGAUUCUCAGAGCAUUAUUUAACCUCUUCAUUUUUACUCAGACAAACGUGAUCUCUUUCUCGUUUCAUAGUUCUAGUCCUUCCGUUUGAAUCUCUUUGGGACUUUGAUUUUAAAGGAAACCUAAAUAUGCACAGCCUAUAACAACAAGUGAAACUGCUUCAGAAACAAAACUCUUGCUUCAGUCAAGACUUUGAAAAACCUGACCGAAUGUUAUCAUUUAUAUUUCUAUGAUACUGCUUAUUCUUACAAUAGUAUUAAACAAGAAAACUCUUCAUCAGAAAUCUUCCCGGAGCAGAUAUUUAUUUCUUGAUAUAGAUAGAUGCCUCUAUCUAAUGGAAGUUCAUCAAUAAUCCAUUUUAUAUGAACCCAGUUUUCUUACUGCGACAAUCUUGUGGAGAGAAUCAUUGCCCUGAAGGACUGUGACGGAAGGGACAAACUUGUGUUUUACCUACUCCCCUUACAGCAGUUUGCACGUCGCUGUGACCUUUGACCCCCCCCCCCUUACCCCUUCCUCUUGGUUAUAAUCAUUCAAAACAAACAAAAAAGAGAAAAAAGUGGGCCGAUGUUUCUCGCCCAGCGGUCGCCAUGGAGCUCUCCUUUUGACGGACGGCGUGAAGGUCUUUGGACGGGGACUUCGUUUUGUACUCCACUCUUCAGCGGCUCCGCUGGAAUUUCCACCGAGCGGCGGAUGAACUCUUGGUUUCAGUCUUUUUUGCUGUAAAACUCCCCAUUCACUCGGAUGGAUGGGACCCCCCCCCCCUCACUGACACGGUCGAGAUCCCCGGCGUUUCUUGACAACGACGCAGAGAGAGAUAUGUUAGAGGUCCUGCUGAAAACGAGCGAAUGUGUUUGUACAUAAGUGCGUGUCCCGGCUAUACCUUUGUGUACAUACUGGAUAAAUGUGUAUAUAUGGUACGUCUACGUGUAUAUACAGCUUGUUUGUACAUGCAGAGUGUACAGUUAUUUUUCCUCUAAUGUUUCUCUCUCUUUCUAUGAAUAGGUCUUCUCAAGUUACCAAUACUGAGGCGGGGAAAGGUUUUUAAUCGUUCUGAGCUGACAGAGGCACUUUGUGUUCGGCCUGAGAAUAUCAGCCAGGUCCGUCACUUCUAGCCGCGUUCUUGGAGCUCCCAUACAGGAAGUAACUCGCGUAAUCUUAAGCUUGCACUCAUUUUCUGACCAACGAAAGCUUUUCUAAGUGGAUUUGGGUGACCGAGCAAAUGUUUGUACAUAUUUAGACUAAGACGAUUCGUUUCCAAACACCACCAUCUGCAUUUCUUUUUAAACUUCUCAACCUGUCUUGAGUUCUGCGUAUCGGACUUCUCACCUUAGGUUCCUAUGGUAUAUGUUUGCAACGGUUGUCCUUCAGAGUUAUAUAUUUAUUCCGACAACCCUUAUAUAUUUCUUGAAAUUCUUGUUCCCCAAAUUCUGCCUCUCAUGGAGCCUUCUGACCUUUUUUUUAAGAUGCGUUCAGACUGGCAAACCCUUCCAUGAAAGUACACCGACGUUACUUCACCCUGCUUGUUUUUGUAUAGGUCCUUACUAAAUAAGCGUGCCUCCCACUCUUACUAACCUUAGAUCCAUUAACUUCUCUGGUCCCUCAUCUUCAUACCCCUUGACAAGCCAUAGCCCCCCCCCACCCCCCCAAACUCCUCUACCGUUGUUUUGACAGGACAGACAUUUGGGGAUUUUGUGUAUAUUAAUGGAAGAGUGGUGUUGACGAGUGUAUUGCAGUCGUAUAUGGAGUUCUAAUGAAUGUGGAUAUUCUGAUCAUUGAAUUAUUAUUGUAAUAAUGAUAAUAAUUAUUGCCACUAUGAUUUCGUUGAUUAAUUCCUUUGAUGAAGAUGCCAUUGUUCCCUUCUUUUCAUUUUUUCAUUUUGUUUUGGAAUACACCGGAAUUUAUAUUUUUCGGGUGGGUGAAUCUGGAGGUAGAAAUACGUAAAUAAAUAAAUAAACAAAUAAUUAAAUUCUUAA
This is a messenger RNA of Gasterosteus aculeatus aculeatus (three-spined stickleback), 7144 nucleotides long. It is a transcript of the gene syngap1b, whose product is annotated as synaptic Ras GTPase activating protein 1b. The record is from RefSeq and is a predicted model, not a curated record. Gene Ontology annotation, biological process: regulation of GTPase activity; negative regulation of Ras protein signal transduction. NCBI's taxonomy places the organism in Eukaryota, Metazoa, Chordata, Actinopteri, Perciformes, Gasterosteidae.